CGCGAGGGGGAGCAGACAGGAUGCACGCGGAGACAGUGGGGCUGAUAAAAGGAUAAAACAACCGAGAAACAUCAAGCUAGCGCUGUACAACGUAUGCGAAAUAAACAUUAGCUCAUCACGUUAUAGUCAUUUAGAGAGCAUUAGCCCCGAAAACGCAGAGAAAUACACACACAGGUCUGAUACAAAGGAGUAAAAACACAGAUAGCAGCUCUGGUCAACACAUACAACACGGUCUUUCUGUCCAACUUCUUCUCUCCACUCCGGCUGAUGUGGACUGAUUCAGAGCUGGGCCAUCAUGAUGCCAAUGAACUUUCUGGUCACUCAUUGGCUGACCAACUUAAUACCAGCAGCAUCAUGUCGGUCAACCCUCCAAGCAGCAAUGACGCCUGCCUCAGCAUCGUCCACAGCCUCAUGUGCCACCGGCAGGGUGGCGAGAACGAGGGCUUUGCCAAGCGGGCCAUCGAGAGCCUGGUGAAGAAGCUGAAGGAGAAGAAAGACGAGCUGGACUCGCUCAUCACCGCCAUUACCACCAAUGGUGUCCAUCCCAGCAAGUGUGUCACCAUCCAGAGGACGCUGGACGGACGGCUGCAGGUGGCGGGCAGGAAAGGUUUUCCUCACGUCAUUUAUGCACGGCUGUGGCGCUGGCCUGACCUCCACAAAAAUGAACUCAAGCACGUCAAGUUCUGCCAGUACGCCUUUGACCUGAAGUACGACAAUGUGUGUGUCAACCCCUACCAUUAUGAGAGGGUGGUGUCACCAGGCAUCGUUGGUCUCAGCCUUCAAAAUACAGCAGCACCAGGCGCCCUGAUCAAAGAGGAAUACAUCCAUGACUGUAUACAGAUGGACCUCCCACCUGGCAUGCCUCUGUCUGACCACCAAGCAGCCCUGAAGCUUCCUCCCCCAGAACACUAUGGCCAGCCCCUGCCUCCCCCACAGCUGUCCUCAGAGCCUCAUGGACCCCCACCUGUCACCAGAUACACUAACCUGCCUGUCUCACCCAAAGUGACUGGCUCUGGCCCCAUGCUACCACUGCAGGGCGGUCUCGGUGACGGCCGUCUCCAAACUGCAUCUCCACAGGCUCAAGUCAUGACCCCGGCACCAAGACCCCCGAGCCCGACACAACCCCCUCCUCAGCAACAGGCUGCCCAGCAAUCCUCACAGGCCCCCCACCCCCAACAACCUUCCCUACCUCCUUCUCACUCGCACGGACAGAACGGAUACAGCAGCAAUAAACACUCUCAGAGCCAGGCUGCCUUCCACACAGUUUGGACAGGCAGCAGCACAGCCUCCUACACUCCUGUAGGACCCCAGCAGAAUGGUCGUGCUCACCCACAACCUCCACUGCAUCAUCCAAACCACCACUGGUCACAGCACCACGGCUCAACCUCUUUCCCUCCGUCUGUGUCCAACCAUCCAGGACCAGAGUUUUGGUGCUCUAUCUCCUACUUCGAAAUGGACGUUCAGGUGGGUGAGAUGUUCAAGGUGCCCUCCAGCUGCCCUGUAGUAACCGUGGACGGUUAUGUUGACCCGUCAGGAGGCGAUCGCUUCUGCCUCGGCCAGCUGAGUAACGUCCACCGCACAGAUGCAAGUGAGAGAGCCAGGUUGCACAUAGGUAAAGGCGUGCAGCUGGAGUGUCGUGGUGAGGGUGAUGUGUGGAUGCGCUGUAUGAGCGACCACGCUGUGUUUGUACAGAGCUACUACCUCGACAGGGAGGCAGGCCGAGCGCCAGGUGAUGCAGUGCACAAGAUCUACCCCGGAGCCUACAUCAAGGUGUUUGACCUGCGGCAGUGCCACAGACAGAUGCAGCAGCAGGCAGCAACCGCUCAGGCGGCUGCUGCUGCACAGGCAGCUGCUGUGGCAGGAAAUAUUCCCGGUCCAGGCAGCGUCGGAGGCAUCGCACCUGCAGUUAGUCUGUCAGCAGCAGCAGGGAUCGGCGUGGAUGACCUAAGGCGCCUGUGUAUCCUGCGGCUCAGCUUCGUGAAGGGCUGGGGACCCGACUACCCCCGGCAGAGCAUCAAACACACGCCCUGCUGGGUGGAGGUCCACUUGCACCGCGCUCUGCAGCUUCUGGAUGAGGUGUUGCACACUAUGCCACUAGCAGACCCAGGGCCUGCUAACUGAGGACCAAGACCAUGUUCGAAAUUCCAAUCUGGAUUCUCUGAAUGUGCACACACACACACACACACACACACACACACAACGCACACACACACAAGUUGCCAAAUAUGCCAAUUGAUACACAAAGCAAAUCAAGGGAACGUAAAUGACCAACAACACAUUAUGCUUGUAACAAUCACUCACUCAUGCUGCCUCACAGAUAAACACACACUCUGCAACCAAAAUGUCUGUAGCCACACAGACAUAAAAGUGCUGUUUUUUUCUAAUGCUUUACUCUACAAUCUAAAGUCAAACACCCAAGGGAGUUGGAGCUCUGAAGGUUAAAAUUCUGACCAACUUGUCUUUUACCUAAAGACAUUUGUAUGCACUGUAGAAAUCCAGGGAUGUGUUACACAAAUCCAGUUCCCCUAUAUGCAAUUUGGACUUCCUCUAAGUGUAGGAGCGUUCUGCACAUUUAUUCAUGGGAUAUACACAGACACGUACAAAUCCUGCACGAACACAAGUUAUCCACAAGUGAAAACCACUCCAGAAAGAGAACCGCAUACCUCUGGAAAAUGCUGUUGGUAAAUUCACACUGAACACAAACAGCAUUACCGUUCUCUUAUCAAAAACUGAACUGAUGUAGAAGUAUGAAUUAAGGGAACCAGUGUUAGGUCAUCUCUGUGCUUGUACUGCGCUCUUCACUGUACGUUGAUCUAACUGUUAGCAAUCGAUAGCUGGUUAGCUCUCUUAUUACGCUCAGCUCAAGCUAUAUUAUUUUUGUACCAAAAGACUAAAAAGCCAAAAACAUCUAGCUUUAAAGUAUUGUUGUUGUUCUUUGUAAUGAAACAGUGCUACCCUGUAUGUAACCAAAUGGUUGGUGUGAAUCACCAAAGCCAAAAUACCUCAUAACUACAGUGCAAAGUCACAGUUAAGUUUUCCGCCAAAUGCGCACACACACUCAUCACUUACAGGCUGAAGUCAAUCAAUGCAGCCCUCUGAUAGGAUCCGGACUCUCACUACGCUUUGUAUUUAUUUAGGUUUAUAACGUACCGUGCUGUGAUGUGCAGUAGCAGUACUAGAUAAGUUGAGCAAUAUGUGGAACAUUAGUUAAACUCUACAGUUCUGACAGCAGAAACAAGGUGACAGUAACUUGAUUCAUGGAGAACAACCAUCGUAAGCUUCAAAGACAGAAACAUCUCUGUUCUCUGGUCUGAUUGUUGAGGAUAUUAUCUCCUACUGUGCAUUCACUCCCGACGGGCACUAAGAAGUUUAUCUGAACUCUGGGUUGUUGUCUUUAUUACCUCCAGAACCCUGUUUGGUAACUCUAAAUGUGAAUUUGGUUGUUCAUUAAACUUUGGCUAAGAACUGUUUUUACUGUGCGCAAACGAUGAAAUGGUGAUUAAUAAUGUUUACUUAAUUAGGAAUGCUAUUACUUUAUUUUAUUUAAACAGUAUAUGGACCGCCACAGGGACGAUAUUUUUCUGUAGGCCAA
Molecule: messenger RNA, 3592 nt
Organism: Plectropomus leopardus (leopard coralgrouper)
Lineage: Eukaryota; Metazoa; Chordata; Actinopteri; Perciformes; Serranidae
Gene: smad10a
Product: SMAD family member 10a
Biological process (GO): regulation of transcription by RNA polymerase II; anatomical structure morphogenesis; BMP signaling pathway
Cellular component (GO): heteromeric SMAD protein complex
Molecular function (GO): I-SMAD binding; RNA polymerase II cis-regulatory region sequence-specific DNA binding; DNA-binding transcription factor activity, RNA polymerase II-specific
Source: RefSeq, a predicted model, not a curated record